Messenger RNA from Drosophila sechellia, 2401 nucleotides. RefSeq names its product zinc finger imprinted 2. The record is from RefSeq and is a predicted model, not a curated record. The coding region runs from base 80 to 2224 and encodes 714 amino acids. The transcript has 4 exons. NCBI's taxonomy places the organism in Eukaryota, Metazoa, Arthropoda, Insecta, Diptera, Drosophilidae. Gene Ontology annotation, cellular component: nucleus. Gene Ontology annotation, biological process: regulation of gene expression.
GUUAUCGGUCUAAAAUCGCUACAAAACGUAAACAUCUGUUUUUUUCGCUUUUAAUGAAUUUAAGAAAAACUCCAGGAAAAUGGAGCGCAAGGAAGUGGACACCCAGCAGUUCAUCGACCAUACGCUGCUGGCGAACCACUUCAUCAUGGAUCUGAUAGAUCAGACCUACAAAUCCGAAGGUCCCACGAAUCUGAGCACGAAUCCCAGUUCCGGCAACUCCGAGAGCGGAGUGGGUUACGUGGAAAAGGAAUCGCUGACGCCGGAGCUGAAUUUCCACAACACCAUCUUCCAGUUUGUGAACAAAUCAUCGCCGGAAAAUGAUGUUGUACCCCACCAGGCGGAUGCGCAGCCCACAUUUCCAGCCCUGGCCAUUGAGCCCACGGUGCCCAUCGACGUGUCCACGGGUCUCCACGAGGACGAGGAUCUCCUCUAUGCGCACAACAACGCCUCCUGCACGAACGCCCGCAAGGUGCUGCCCCACAAGAAACGCAUUUCGCGGAAGCUCAAGGGCAACAUAGACCCCGAUCUGGACCACCAGCACAAGCAUGUCCAGGAUGUGACCCCCUCUUCCCUGUAUAGCUGUGAAAUAUGCGGCUACGCUGUGCACACCCAAUUGGACUUCUUUGCCCAUCUGAAGCAGCACUACGAGCCCACCGUUCUGGAGCAGCGCCUGGUCGUCCAGGAUCCCCAGCAACAGCACCAGCAAAAGGAACCCCUCGACAUGUGUGGCUUGUCUGCGCAGGAUAAGCUGCAACAGGAGCAGGCCAAAUUGGAUCAGGUUUUUCAGGACGUGCAGCUUAAUUUUGAGAACUUUCACAACAUCAGUCACCAUGUGAAUGAUGUUGCCAACGUCGGAGUGAAUAUGGUGCUGCAUGGACAGCCCACGGACAAAUUAAAUACCGUUGUCGUUAACACCAGCAGCACUCCGAAUUCUGUGCCCGUGGUGGACGACGUGGAGUUCAGCGAUACGGAAGACAUGCUCGAGGGUAUCCGCAAUGUGGUGCUCAAGGUUUCAAUAGAAGACACCUGCGAUGAACUGGUGGAUCUUGAAUUGACCUCCAGCGGAAUGACGGCGCCUUGGUUUAACAACAACUUCAGGGACAUCACAUUUCCGGCUCUUCUGAUGCCAGGAGAGCCGCCACCAGCUUCUUCAGAGCCAGCUACUCCACUGCUUAAAGAGAAUCCCCAUGUAAGCGACCACAUGGCACUCGAUUUUCUUAGUCCCGAGAAGGCGGACCCUCAAGAGGAACCAAAACUGGAAAAAUCUCUGUCUAAAGCCUGCGAGCCGAAUGAGCAAACCUUGUUAGUUGCACCACCUGCCUGCCAAACACCACCGAUUCCCUCUGUUCCACCAGCCAACUCCUCCAUCGAGCAGCUGCGCAGAUCUCCCCUAGAACUAAGUGAAGCCUUCAAGUUGGAAGAGGACGACAUGACCGAUAGCCGACCAGCUUCGUCGUUUGAGAAAGGAGAUGCCGAUGCUGAAGAGCCAAAUGAAAGUUUUCAGAUGGAGGUUUUGGAUACGAGUUUAUCCGAGGAGGCAGAGAACAAGACAAGGAGGAAACAUUUCUGCGACAAGUGCAACCGCGAUUUCAACUCGUACAAUGCCCUCAAGUACCAUCAGUACACGCACAAUCAGCAGAGAUCUCACAAAUGCGAGAGCUGCGAGAGAUCCUUCUACACGCAGAGUGCGCUAAAGGCUCACGAAAGGACACAUUCCGGCGUGAAGCCCUUUAAAUGCGACAAGUGCGACUUUCAGUUUCGGCAGUGGGGUGACCUGAAGUACCACAUCAUCUCACGACACAGCGACGUCAAGGCGCACAUGUGCGAAUUUUGCGGAAAGAGCUUUUCCCGGCGCUACUCCCUGGUUGUCCACCGAAGAAUCCAUACCAGGGAGAAGAACUACGCUUGCCAGUAUUGUGACAAGACCUUCCGGGCCAGCUCCUACUUGCUCAGCCACAUUAAAGUGCACACUGGGGAGCGGCCGUACGAGUGUUCCAUCUGUGAAAAGAAAUUCAGAGUCUCAGGCGAUCUCAAGCGACAUUCACGGAUCCACGAUCCCAGCAGAGCAAGCCAACCGCCUGCGGAAAAAGCAAAAAAGAAGAGGGCAGCCGCGAGCAAUAAGCAAAUGUCAAUCGAAGAGGAUGACGAGGUGGCCACCAACACCCAAAACCAUAAGUCUGACGCCAUGCGCGAGCAAACUGGACAGAAAAUACUGGGCUUAUAGCCAUGCCAAGGUUUCUUCAAAGUAGUAUAAGUCCAAGUCUAUUGUACCCACUUUUGUGCAAGUUCUGUAAAUAACUGAUAUCGUAGUAAGUAUUUAUGCAAGAAGAAAAUCAUGUGUAAGAGCUUCAAGUUUAAGAAUAUUCCACUUCUUGAAUAAAUCUGUACAUUUCUUAAGCAA